This is a messenger RNA of Lolium rigidum, 1316 nucleotides long. RefSeq names its product disease resistance protein RGA5-like. NCBI's taxonomy places the organism in Eukaryota, Viridiplantae, Streptophyta, Magnoliopsida, Poales, Poaceae. The coding region runs from base 1 to 1188 and encodes 395 amino acids. The record is from RefSeq and is a predicted model, not a curated record. Gene Ontology annotation, molecular function: ADP binding. The transcript has 2 exons.
AUGGAGGCGGCUCUGGUGAGCGUGGUGACGGGGGCCCUCAAACCCGUCCUGGAGAAGCUGGCUACUCUGCUUGGCGAUAAGUACAAGCGCUUCAAGGGGGUGCGUAAGGAUAUCAAGUCCCUCACUCAUGAACUCACUGCAAUGGACGCAUUUCUCAUGAAGAUGUCCGAGGAGGAGGAUCCUGAUCCGCAGGAUAAAGUUUGGAUCAAUGAGGUGCGAGAGCUGUCCUACGUCAUGGAGGACUGCAUCGACGAUUUCAUGCUAAGUGUCGCUGAAAAGGACACAAAGCCGGAGGGCUUCAUCGAGAAGAUGAAUCACGCACUAGGUAAGUUGGGAAAUAUGAAGGCUCGUCGUCGUAUUGGAAACGAAAUUCAUGAUCUGAAGAAACAGAUCACUGAGGUGGGCGAGAGGAACAUGAGGUACAAGACUCGUGAGGCCUCCUCCAAGACCAUGAAUGCAACCGUUGACCGUAGAGCUCUUGCUGUCUUUGAGGACGCGUCAAAGCUUGUCGGAAUUGAUGAAUCUCGAGCCGAGAUUGUCAAAUUGUUGACUGAAGGUGCGUCAACACGAGAACAAGCGAAGUUGGUAUCCAUUGUAGGACCUGGAGGAAUGGGCAAGACAACUCUUGCAAACCAAGUGUAUCAACAUCUGAAAGAAAAAUUCGAGUGUCGGGCCUUCUUAUCCGUGUCGCGAAAUCCAGAUAAAAUGAAUAUAUUCAGAACCAUUCUCAGUGAAGUUACUGGAACAGAUUAUGCUAAAACUGAAGCAGGUAGCAUAGAACAGCUUGUCAGAAAGAUCACUGAUUUCUUAGCAGGCAAAAGGUAUUUUUUUGUUGUUGAUGAUAUAUGGGAUGUUGAUACAUGGGAUGUUAUUAAGCUUGCAUUCCCCAUGACUAGUUCUGGCAGCAUCAUAAUCACCACUACUCGUAUAAAUGAUGUUGCCAAAUUGUGCCGUUCAUCAUUCAGUGGUGAUAUUUAUGGUAUAAGGCGUCUUAAUGUGGCGCAUUCAAGAGAGUUAUUUCACAGAAGACUAUUCGAUUCCAAUGAAUAUUUCCCUUCACACCUUGAAAAAGUUUCUGAUCUGAUAUUGCAAAAAUGUGAUGGGUUACCACUAGCAAUCAUUACCAUCUCGAGUUUGUUAGCUAAUAAAGAGAGAACAGAGGAUUUAUGGCAUCAAGUGAGAUAUUGAAUUGGUCGUGCACUUGAAAGGAACCAUGGAGUCAAAGUAAUGAUGAAUAUAUUGUCACUUAGUUACUUUGACCUGCCUCCUCAUCUAAAAAGUUGUCUCUUAUAUAUGAGUAUAUUUCCAGAAUAUGC